AUGCAUAACAUUAAAAAGAGUAAAUAUAGAUUGAAAGAUGUGAUUGAAGGGAAGACAAGCAACGAUGAAAAAUCAGCUUAAAAGUUUGUUUAACUUUCGCAUAUUAAAAAGAAUGUUUAAGAAUUCAAUCAAUUGAAGUCUACGCUUUAGGAUCGCAAAGUUACUUUUGCUAAAUUUGCAUUUCGUUAACAAGAAUUGAUUGAUGACAAGAAACUAGGUCCAGUCUUGAAAGGAAUAUGCAAUAGAACUAGAAUAGGUUCUAUGUAGAUAACUGAAUUAAUACCGAAGUUCGAUCUUUAUAAAUUUCUUAAAUAAUCUCAUUUAGAACCUUCAAAAAGAGUUCUAAGAAGGUAUGCUCAUUGGGAAUGGGAUCAAGAACAAGAGGAAAGGAAGGAAGUGCCUCCUUCUUAUAAAUUUACCUCAAAAACAGAGUUUGAGUAUAAGAAGAAGAUGGAGACAAAGGACGCUGAUAAGAAAUUAAGGAAAGACAUCAUUAAGAAGUGGGCUUCCAGUCUUCCAGAUGUUUGUGGAUUGACUGCUUUUGGCAAGUAAUUUACUAUGCAAUCAUCUCCACUGAUAAGCACGAAAACUACACUCUCUAAAACUCAUACAUAUUUCAGUCCUAAUCCAAGGAGUGAAACAGUUUAAUUCGUUUCUGGUUUGAUUCACGAAUUGGAUGAGAUUAAAUUAGACAACUUGUAAAUUCGAAAAAAAUUAAGAGGGACUCAGUGUGCCUUACAAAAAAUAAUUGAGAAGCAGCAAUAACAGAAAGUAGCUCAUAUGGAAAUUAAUGGAGAGUGA
Paramecium tetraurelia is the source of this 801-nucleotide messenger RNA. RefSeq lists its product as uncharacterized. The record is from RefSeq and is a predicted model, not a curated record. The transcript has 4 exons. Lineage: Eukaryota; Ciliophora; Oligohymenophorea; Peniculida; Parameciidae.